AUGGAUCCAAAUGCCCAGCGCAGUCCAAAAAGGCCCAGCGCAGGCCCGUACAAGUUAAGAAAAAGGAUCAAGACAAUACAGUAUGCAGAUAACCCUCCGAGGCGGGGACCCAAGAAGAAGCUCGCGCCUGGCGGAAGACAACAAAAGCAGCAGAGGAUCUGGGAACAUCAAGAGACCUGCCAACUUUUGGCUCAUUUCCAAUGGAGCUUCAGCAACGGAGUUGAUUUCUGGAGUGUCGCGUUUCCAAAGUUUCAAGACACUGUCCAACCAACAUUCACCGAUGAUCAGGCUGAGAAGCAGCUGAAGCAUCUAUCGACCCGGCAUGGCCAGAUGGAAGGCGACAAUGACUAUGAGAACUUGCUCGAAUUUGGCCUCGAGUCGUUGAACCUACCAGAGGAGACAUCAAGAGAUGUUGAUCAGUUCUUCAACCGUAUACCCGACAUCAACGCUGCCCGGUCUGAAGUUGGCGGUGCACUUGUGAAAUGGUGUACUAAGAGGCUCUUGGUGAGUUUCAUGGUCUCUCCGGAGAAAUUGAAGGCUAUAUUGCCAGACGAAGAGAAAGACCAAAGUGUGGGCCAAGCUGACGAAGACUCCUCCGCUGAACCCACUCAACCCACUGAAGUGCAACAACCAUCUCACGGUUCAUCGCACCUCAGUUCGGCAGACCAAAAUGCCGACAGCCCGUCCCCCAAGAGGGCUGAAACAACCGUCGAGAAACGUUCCGCCGAUUACCCAUCGCCUGAUGGAAGAGAGAUCUGGGAGAUCGAAACCCUGCUCCUUGCGUCAGAGAUCGAAAAAGAGCGACUCAAGAGAGAGCUAGAUGCUGUGGUGAAGUACAAACCCGACGCCCGCGUGCAACACAUCCUCGAGCAAAAGCUGGAUUAUACGGUCAGAAGGGUCUACAGCAGUAGAUUUUUCAACGUCGAAAUUCCAGGUAUGAACGGGGAAAAGAUUUCAAGGCUGUACAUGAUGGUGUUUCGGAACAUACAAAAUGCAUGUUUCGGAGUAUGCCGGGAUCAUCCAGAAGCACUGGAGGAACAAACCAUGCACAGCGAUCUCGCGGAGUCUUGGGCGCUAAUGGCCUUUGGGCAAGGACUCAAAGAUUGCAUUCCUCGACUUAAAGAUUCCAGGAAUUUCAAAGGCGAGUUGCUCCUAGGACUAUUAGCUUCAGCAGUCAUUGAAAUGGUAUUCGAGCCAGCCUUCCCAGCAUUCAUUCACCCACCAAACCCCAUUGCAGAAGCCUAUCGGCAGAUUAUUAUGGAUGUUGCUGGAGUCAAUGAGCUUCAUCGAGCAGAUUGCAUUGUCCUCCCACAAGUGACCGACAAUAGCAGGGCUGAAAUUAUCCAGAGAAAGGUCAAAGAACUAGAACGUAUACUUUACAAGCACUUGGACUCUUUCUGGGCAUUUCCAGACAACGACAAUGAUAACGUCGAAGAAGUGCUCAGGAAAAAGAUCAAUUUCGGUUCCUUUCUCGCGCCGGCGCUGGAGUUGAAGCUGGAUCUCAUAACAACUGCCACACGGCUCAAGUUCUUCUACUACGAGUCAGAUGAGCCCUUUGAUGAGGAGUAUAUGGAGCGUUGCCCAUUUUCAGACCGUGAGAGAAACAUCAUCAAAGGCUGCUUGUUCCCUCUUCUCUUGUGGCCCCGGGCUCGAGAGGAAACGGCAACUUCAAGUGACUACGUCCUCGAGCACAAUACCAAAUACAGCAUGUACUUCACGCGACUAACAGAGGGGAGUCAUCGUGAUCUGGAAGUGGCGACUAAGGCAAUCGUGCUGACGUAG
This is a messenger RNA of Fusarium odoratissimum NRRL 54006, 1782 nucleotides long. RefSeq lists its product as uncharacterized. Lineage: Eukaryota; Fungi; Ascomycota; Sordariomycetes; Hypocreales; Nectriaceae. The transcript is spliced from 3 exons. The record is from RefSeq and is a predicted model, not a curated record. The coding region runs from base 1 to 1782 and encodes 593 amino acids.